Molecule: messenger RNA, 5022 nt
Organism: Paramormyrops kingsleyae
Lineage: Eukaryota; Metazoa; Chordata; Actinopteri; Osteoglossiformes; Mormyridae
Gene: egln2
Product: egl-9 family hypoxia-inducible factor 2
Biological process (GO): cellular response to hypoxia; peptidyl-proline hydroxylation to 4-hydroxy-L-proline
Cellular component (GO): cytoplasm; nucleus
Molecular function (GO): ferrous iron binding; L-ascorbic acid binding; peptidyl-proline 4-dioxygenase activity
Source: RefSeq, a predicted model, not a curated record
GUAGCUCAUGGAGAGUAGAGCGGGAGGGACUGAGUGCGCGAGCGAGAGAGAAAGAGAGCGAGACGCCGGAGUGAGUCGCGAGCGAGGGACUGGAGCUUAAGCGAAGCUCGCUCUCCCCGAACGCGAGGGGACUCUCGCGGUGGCUUCAUCAUCGCGGUGGUCCCUCUCGUGCUCGUUGUGUGUUGUGUGUGUUUUUGUGUUAUUUUGGAAACACGGCAAAAACACAUUAAUUAAUCGGAAGAAAUUCCACCGAAAAGGGGGAGCAGAUAAGAUAUCAGAGACACUAUCCCGGAAAUCAUAUCUACCCGCGAUUGGUCACGUACAGUAUCUCUGCCUGCUACAGGGGCCUCUAGACUCUCACCUGGGCGAUAAGAGAUGCAGAGGGGGGCUGUACGUGAAUCAUCCCGGAGAGGUUACUUUUAAUAUGAAACUUUCCACCACUGCAGUGCCUCUCUCUGCUUGUCUGGCUGCCAGCUGUGCUGCACUCUCCCUUUUCCAAGGAGGAUCCUGCAGAAAAUGGGGAGAGGUGUGCUACACGUGUAUCUAGGACUUGACGAGAUGAAAUGGAGAGCUUGGGAUGCUCUGACCUUUUGAACGAAAGCUCUUUGUCAGAAGUCGGUAGCCCCUCACCCAAGCAGGACAAGAUAGGACACAGGGACUCGGUCCGGGAAGCUGAACCAAAACUGAAGGAGGUCAUGGGUCUAAACGGUUACGUGGGCUCUGGUACGAAGGCGGAGCUGUUGGCAGAUCUGGCCUCGAGAUCGGUCUCGCCAGGCGUGGCAGUUUCAAAGAAACAGGCAAAGAGUGGCCUUCCAGCAUACAUCGAUGGGGUGGCGCCCCCUACAGCGAGCAGCGGUGGCGACGCUUUGGCCCAGGUUCCCAAUGGCCACCCGGAGAAGGGGGAGGCUGCGGAAGGAACCAACUGUUUGAGGCUGGUUGAGAACGGGGAUGAUAAAGCAGCGCACCUCAAAGGACCAAACUGUGACUCGCCAUCCCCCCCUCAUCGGCGGAUCCGCGACCCCAUGGUGGGAGGAGCCAGUACGGGAACAGCCAAGGCUGGAGUUGAGCAGUCGUCCGCGGAGCGCAAAAGGAGGCGGGUCGAAACCGACGAAAGCGAAUCAGAAACGGGCACGACGAAGUUGCCCGUCACGGACAAGCAUCCCCACGGUGCAGGUCACAGGGAUCACUCCGUAGGCUGCAGAGCUGCCGAGGCUUUGGCCACAGCUAACCCAGCCCCGGGUGCAAGACCACAUGCCACGCCAGUGCAGGGCACAUCCCCGCUGUCUGCGGUGGCGGGCUGGUCGCCGGAGCGCAUAGCGCAACAGUACAUCGUGCCCUGCAUGCGUUACUAUGGCAUAUGUGUGAAGGAUGGCUUCCUCGGGCCGCCGCUGAGUGACCGCGUCCUAGAGGAGGUGGAGACGCUACAGCAGAGCGGCAAGUUCUGUGGCGGCCAGCUCGUGAGCCAGAGGGCCAUCCCGUCACGCGACAUUCGGGGCGACCAGAUCACUUGGGUGGAGGGUCGCGAGCCGGGUUGUGAGAGCAUCGGGACCCUCAUGGCUCACAUCGACGAGGCUGUUAUGUACAGCGCCAUGAACGGCCAGUUGGGAAACCGCGUCAUCAAUGGUCGCACCAAGGCAAUGGUGGCCUGUUACCCCGGCAACGGUACCGGAUACGUGCGUCAUGUGGACAACCCGAAUGGAGACGGCCGCUGUAUUACCUGCAUCUACUAUCUCAACAAGGACUGGGACAUUAAGGUUCACGGGGGCAUCCUGCAAAUCUACCCCGAAGGACGCAGCAUGGUGGCCAACAUCGAGCCAAUCUUCGACCGCCUGCUCAUCUUCUGGUCCGACCGGAGGAACCCACACGAAGUCAGGCCCGCCUACGCCAUGCGCUAUGCCAUCACAGUCUGGUACUUUGAUGCGAAGGAGCGGGCAGAGGCCAAGGAGAAGUACCGACUGGCAACUGGGCAGAAAGGUGUUCAAGUGCCUGUCACACAGAACAGCAAGACCUAACCCUGGAACAGCCGGCGCAGGGGAAGAAAAAAAAGCUCAACAGUGCACUUCAGACAAAGGCGCACCUACCUGCCCUGUUAUUGGACUAAUUUGUGGGGGAGGGGGGAGGGACAGUCAGACCCUACACCCAUGCCCACACACUCAUGGCAUUCAAUGCCUCACCCUUUUCCACUUGGCUUCUCCAGAAGAGAUCUUAUUGGCUGGCCGGCUCAGUGGGCGAUGUCUGCGUGUGUGGUUGGGGGCAGGGAACCGGAGGCAGAACAAUCUGCAGAACUACUGCAGUAACACGGGCAGAAGACCUCCUCGCUGAGGCCAAAGGAACACGGCAACCGACCCACAAAAGCAGCAGAAAGGACCAAUGUGUUCUGGGUAUAACCCUCUAAGUCUUGCUUUAAAUUGGAGUCAGACUACACUGCAAUGCCUUUUUUGCUUCUGCACAAGCUGUCCUUCCUCAUCGGCAGCCCUGGUCCCUCGAGGCUGCUGCCUGCACCAUCAAAGGCGCCAUCGUCUUCUGCCCUGUGGUGCGGUACAGCGCAAGAAGCCCCCUAACCUGUCCUUCAAGGAUAAACGUUAGGUUCUUUGGAUCUUUUCACAAUGCUGAAGCAAUUUUUAUUUUUUUUAUUUUAUUUUAUUUUUUGCUGACCUUUCCUUUUAUCAGGCAUGCUGUGCAUGGUGCUCGCCACAGCACGCCGAAACCACACGUUCCCCGCUCGCUGCCUGCCGUGGGCGUGGUGGUCUACUGUAGAUCAGUGGUUCCCAUCCCAGGGUGCUGGAGAAUCCAGCGCACGGGGACUCGCUGGGUUCCUGCAUCCUCACGCUUACCGGAGACGCCGACCAGAAUCCCGGUGUUCAUUACAUGGUUCGUAACGUUAACUGAGUUCCCUGUAAACUUAAUUGUUGGUGUGUUUGUACCGAUAAAGAAACCCAGUUUUAUUCAAGAAUGUUUGGUAUUUUGUUUAUUUGCUUCAGUGACUGUUCAUUUGUGCCCCACAAGUGUUAACGUUUAAUGGUCAGUGAUUUGAGUUAUGAUGAUGCACAGUAUAGUAGGAUUAAUUAAUCAUUCACCUAAUUAAGUUGUCAGGGGGCAGAAAUUAACCAUGCCAGACUAGACAGUAUGAACCAGUAAAAUGUUUUUUUCACAAACAAGCACACAAUAGGUGUAAUAUGUGGUGUAUUUCUGUUUUAUGUAUAUAAUAGAGAUUUAUGGAAGCACUCACCAGCAGAUCUUCUGGGUCCCCGUGAGCAGGGUUGAGAAUUGCUGGGCUAAAUUAGUUGUUUCUUUCACACUUUCUAGAUGUUUGUCCUUGGAAGGGGUCUGUAGGGCCUUAGUCUGACCUUCAGCAGGGCACACUGCUGAGUUACAAGUGUCCUACACGUGAUGCUAUGGGUCGACUUCCUGUCUGACAUCAGCUGCUCAGGAAGUGACAUCAUUGGGGAAGUUCCUUUGCAGCUUGCAGCCCUCAAAUGGACAUGAUGAGACCACUGGUCCCUCUGCUUCACCACAUCAACUGUAUGGAGCCACAGCUCCUGAGAGUCAGAUCCAGCAAGAACAGUUACUGCUACUCAAACUCAGGACAGAAUGUCCUACAUAUAUGCUGAUGCUCAGAGAUCUAACAGACAAGCAAGUUAAAAAAAAAAAAACUCUCAGACAGUCUAACAGUCUCGACGUACAGUUAUUGCACGGCAGUGUCCAAACUACUUUCAUGAUCCUGCUUUUGAGACAUGGAGCUGCCAGAGUUCAUUCAGAUGUGUUUUCUAUUAUAAAACUUUCACACAAAUAUGGUCAAUGAAGCAUUCAUUGGAACAGUCUGAAAACGGCACAGUUGAGAUGUGUGAUAACCAAUUAUCUUGUGUGUUCUGUACAAAAAGGGCAGAAGCUUCCCUUUACCGCCUGUUCAAACACUAUGUUGCCUUUCUUCCAUUGAAGUUAUUUUGUUUGCAUUUCCUUUCUUGAUAAACAGAUUUUGUUGUGUAGUUUAAAAAUGUUUCUAAAUUUAAGAUGUUUAGUUUUUUGUACCUAUAACUGUGGUUUUACAACAAUGCCUCAAACCCUAACUUGAUCUUGUAUUGUUAUCCUGCAGUGAUUUCUGCUGCUGGAAGCCACAGUCAGUUCAGGUAACAGGUGGCAUAAACCAGUUCAGAGUGAAAAUUUCAAUCAGCCUCCUUACUCCUUGAGUACUUGAGCUUACAGGAGGGGUAACUGGAUUUGUUGGAGGGAUGUCCCAGUGCUGAGAAUAUGGGUCACCCAAAGUACUUGAGUAAGUGUACAUGUCUGUGUGUAAGUACUCUGGAAAUACCUACGUGAGCAUGCAGGUAUCCAGUAUUCACUAUGUCUACAUCCAGAGCUGCCGGUGCUGUUCGGCCGAUACACUCAUGCUGAUUUCGCAGCACAGCGUUGAGCAGAGCGAAGGAGGCCACGAGUUCUGCUGGGUUCCUGCAUGUGCUUUCCUUGAAGCAAGAACAUCAGUGGCCAUGCAGAGCUCCAACUUCAGACCAGAUCUCGUUAUCAUGGCCUUUACUUUAAGGUUCACGUCUCUCACGCUGUUAAAUUUUUUACCCGGUUUGCUUACAUCCACCCCACCUUCCCUGACCUGCUAAAGGCCACCCAGUCCAAUCACACUGACGUUACGCCACGGCGGGCCGGAUCCCCCAAGCUUCCCUCCAUCAGCUCUUGGGAAUUGGACACUCGAUGCAGGGGAGGGCAUGACAGAGGCGGCGGCACGGCAAGAUUGGGCGGGGCUGAGAGGAGCUGCUCUUUCAAGAAGAAACUUAUCUCAAUGUACCAGAGGGCAACGAUUUUGGGGAGGAGCCACCUGCAAUGGCUAAGCAGGCUGUCAGAGAAGGAAAAAUGCACUUUAUUGUUGGACACAUAAAAACGAGAGAAAUUUAAAACAUGCUUUAAGCUGUGGACAUUAUUUCGAUGCAAUAGAAAUUUCAAGUCGUCGAAAAGUUUGCUUAAUUUUUUUCUGAAUUUUGCAGUAUUUAAUUAAACUGUUUUUGUACAAUCUCA